Messenger RNA from Gadus macrocephalus (Pacific cod), 2080 nucleotides. RefSeq names its product ubiquitin carboxyl-terminal hydrolase 2-like. Lineage: Eukaryota; Metazoa; Chordata; Actinopteri; Gadiformes; Gadidae. Gene Ontology annotation, molecular function: cysteine-type deubiquitinase activity. The transcript has 12 exons. The coding region runs from base 222 to 1415 and encodes 397 amino acids. Gene Ontology annotation, cellular component: cytoplasm. The record is from RefSeq and is a predicted model, not a curated record. Gene Ontology annotation, biological process: protein deubiquitination.
UCAAAACGCAACAGUCCCACUUCGUCUGUAUUCUACUACGACGGAGGACGGCAGAUCGAUUAGGCUCUGCUACCGUAACAAUUGAUUCGAUAGGCUUAUAUAUCGUUGACCAAUUUGUGCCAUCGACCCGGCAGCAAUAGCGCGUCUAUUUACUUUGGUCCUAUAUUAUUUGGACCAAAGUACAGUGAAGUACUUUUUUUCGUUUUACUAUAAAGUUAAGCAUGCGGCAGUCGUAUACCUUAACGGAGCCGGAUAAUGUCUCGGUCACUGGAUUUCCCUUUGGCCGACAGGACAGCAGGCGCAAGAACAGACCGAUGUCUCGGUCAGUGUUGAUGUCCACCUUCAUGGGUCUGCUCAUCAACCAAGCCAAGAACAAGAGCUCCCAGGGUCUGGUGGGACUAAGGAACCUGGGCAACACUUGUUUCAUGAACUCCAUCCUCCAGUGCCUGAGCAACACUCCGGAGCUGAGGGACUUCUGUCUCAGAUACAUCCACCCAGCAGAGCUCAGCCGAUGUGGGAACCAAGUUGCUCUAAUGGAGGAGUUCGCUAAGCUAACGAAGACCUUGUGGACGUCGGUCAACAGUGACGCGGUCAGCCCCUCCGAUUUCAAGACCCAGAUCCAGAAAUAUGCUCCAAAAUUCUUGGGCUACAAUCAGCAGGAUGCCCAAGAGUUCCUGCGCUUCCUAUUGGACGGACUCCACAAUGAUGUCAACCGGGCGACGGUGUGUCCCAGGGUGACAGAGGACUUUGACCACCUAUCGGACACUGAGAAAAGUCAAAAGAUGUGGAACAGAUACAGAGAAUCAGAGGACAGCAAAGUGGUUGAUUUGUUUGUUGGGCAGCUGAAGAGUUCCCUGACCUGCAGUGAGUGUGGCUUCUGCUCCACAAUGUUCGAUCCUUUCUGGGACCUGUCUCUGCCGAUCGCACAGAAAGACACAGAGGAGGUGACUCUGACCGACUGCAUGCGGCUCUUGACCAGAGAGGACGUGUUGGACGGAGAAGAGAGACCUACUUGCCAGCGAUGUAAAGUCAGAAGAAAAUGCAGCAAGAAGUUUUCCAUCCAGAAGUUUCCAGAGGUCCUCGUGCUUCACCUGAAGCGUUUCUCCGAGCCCCCUUCACACGCUAAAAAGCUCACCACCUUCGUCAACUUCCCCCUCACAGAGCUGGACCUGGGCGAGUUUGCCUCGGCAGACGGCGUGCACGCUGUGUACAGCCUGUACGCCGUGUCCAACCACUCGGGGAGCAUCCUGGGGGGGCACUACACAGCCUUCUGCAAGAACCCUGCGCUGGAGCAGUGGUACCGCUACAACGACUCCAGAGUGAGCCCCAUGUCUGCUAGCGAGGUGCACAGCAGUGAUGCCUACGUGCUCUUCUACGAGCUGACACCGCAUCAAUACCAGACACAGCGCCUGUAGACACCAAUGCCGCCACACAAACAAUCACACACACACACACACACACACACACACCACACACCACACACCACACACCACACACCACACACCACACACAUCGGCAACGGAGCAAUCGGAGCCACGCUAGAGCCUCGUGUCGGCAGACCUGCAAAGCUCAGCAGACCGGCUCUGCUUGGACUCCCCCUGCAGUGAACCCUGUGACGAUGUUGACUGGGGGGCGGGGCGCAGGAUUCCUUGUCACUGCAGGAAUCGACAAGCGAGCCCCCUUGCAAAAGGGUUGUUUUCCGUGCGUUCGGAUUUGCUGUGGAAAAGAGGGAAAUGUGUGUGUUUGUCAGCGUGCCCACAUGCAAGUGUGUAUGUCAACGGAGACUGUGUCUUGAGAUCGGUCGUCAACCUCGGAAGGUUUGAUUUGCUGCAGAGCCAUUGGUGUUUCGGUGAAGUGAGGAUGAGUCACCUGCGAACUCAGGACUUCUGGCGCUCUCUAGUGGCCAAACUGGAUAUUUGUCGCACACGCCUGAGAACAACAUAAUGGAGGAAUAAUAAUAUCUUAUUAAAAAAACGUGUUUCUAACUUGCACUGAACUGAGAACUUAGUGAAUGUUACUUUUCGCAUCUCUGUGGAGAUGCUUAAGUUCCAUGGUAAUAAAGUUGUAUGAUCAAAAAUCC